AUGUACAAGUUCUCCUCUCAGCAUACGCAGGUGGAGGAGUUGCCAGAGGAGUCGCCGGAGGCGCACAUGCUGACAGAGGUAAAGCACAUUGUCGAUGCACUUAGGCUCUCAUUCUUACCAUUGAUGAAUGCGACGCCACAUAGGGAAAUGAACCUAUCAAGUGAGAGCAAGUGUUUGUUUGACCUCAAAUUUGAGGAUGGAGAGCUCAAAAUCCCGCAUUUGGUUCUUCAUGAUGGGACAGAAUCCCUUUUUCGGAACAUUAUUACCUUCGAGCAAUGUUACUACAAAAAUGCAAUUAAUAGGAAUUUAAUCAACUACAUGGUGUUCAUGGAUCAUCUGGUUGAUACCUCAGCCGACACAGAGUUGCUGAUGGACAAGGGAAUCAUCGAGAACUGGCUCAGUAAUAAGAAAGCUCAUACUGACCUAAUCAACGUCUUUUGCAAGGAAACUAGCAUGUUGAGAUAUGAAUACUACUUCCACAGCCUCAACAACGAGCUCGUCGAGCAUUGUCAAAGCCUUACAACAAGUGGAAGGCGACGCUCAAGCACGAUUAUUGCAGUAACUCGUGGAUCAUCAUCUCAGUUAUCGCCGCGGUGGCAUUGCUUUUGCUGA
Molecule: messenger RNA, 612 nt
Organism: Eucalyptus grandis
Lineage: Eukaryota; Viridiplantae; Streptophyta; Magnoliopsida; Myrtales; Myrtaceae
Exons: 2
Coding region: 1-612 (203 amino acids)
Source: RefSeq, a predicted model, not a curated record